Hemicordylus capensis (graceful crag lizard) is the source of this 5974-nucleotide messenger RNA. It is a transcript of the gene FSTL4, whose product is annotated as follistatin like 4. Gene Ontology annotation, biological process: axon guidance; dendrite self-avoidance; homophilic cell-cell adhesion. Lineage: Eukaryota; Metazoa; Chordata; Lepidosauria; Squamata; Cordylidae. Gene Ontology annotation, molecular function: cell-cell adhesion mediator activity; calcium ion binding. Bases 143 to 2650 code for a protein of 835 amino acids. Gene Ontology annotation, cellular component: plasma membrane; axon. The transcript is spliced from 16 exons. The record is from RefSeq and is a predicted model, not a curated record.
GCAGAUUUCCUCUUCCUUUCUUCAAGGCGAUUUUUCUUUUCUUUUUUCAAGAAAGCACCCAAACUCUGACGCCUCCUCGUCCAGUCGCUACGUGCUUUAAACUGGGCUCCGUCUGCCGCUGGAAGACCACAGACUUGAAACAAUGAAAUCAAGAAGCUUCUGUUUCUUCCUCAUAUUAUUCGAGGUUUUCCUGUCGGCUGCUUGGGGAUGGAUGGGAUCAAACGGGAGCAGGCACACUGGGAGUCUAUCGCAGGAGGAAUCCAGAAGCUUUGAAGUCACACGAAGAAAAGUGCUUUAUGGACAAGAUGGUCUUCAUGCAUCCUGUGAAAAGAAGUACUGUGGCCGGGGAAGUAUAUGUGCUGUGAACAAGGAGACUGAUAAGCCUGAAUGUCGAUGCAUAGAUGAUUGCAAGCCCAGCUACAUGCCAGUGUGUGGAUCUGAUGGCAAAUUCUAUGAAAAUCACUGUGAACUUCAUCGAGCUUCAUGCUUGCAAAGGAAGAAAAUCUACAUUAUCCACAGCAAAGACUGCUUCUUCAAAGGUGACACAUGCACAAUGGCAGACUACGGUCAACUAAAGAGUGUCCUCCUGGACCUUCAGUCUCACCCCCAAAGGCAACAGAAUCACCCUCCAGAGGACAGAAUCCAAAAGCGCUUCUUAGUUGAAGAUCUGUUUAACCACUUGGAUAUAAAUGGUGAUGGGCACCUCAGCAGCUCUGAAUUGGCUCAGCUGAUGAAAAAAGAAGAUCUGGAAGAUGAUUUCCUGGAUUGUACACCAGAGGAUCUUCUCCGAUUUGAUGACUACAACAAUGAUGGUUACCUAACCCUGCAAGAACUUUAUACUGCAUUCCAGGUGGUCCAACUCACACUUCCAGAAGAGCAGAAUGUCAGCAUUACCACAGUGACUGUUGGACUGAGCACUGUUUUGACCUGCGCUAUCCGUGGACUUCUGAGGCCUCCAAUCAUUUGGAAACGCAAUGGAGUCAUGCUGAACUUUUUAGAUUUGGAAGAUAUCAAUGAUUUUGGAGAAGAUGAUUCUCUCUACAUCACCAAGGUAACAACUAUUCACAUGGGCAAUUACACGUGUCAUGCCUAUGGCUAUGAAGAACUGUAUCAGACCCACAUUCUUCAGGUGAAUGUGCCACCAGUGAUUCGUGUAUAUCCUGAAACCCAAGCACAAGAACCUGGCAUAUCAGCGAGCCUCAAAUGUCAUGCUGAGGGCAUUCCAAACCCCAAAAUUUCCUGGUUAAAGAAUGGCAUUGGCAUCAUGCCACAAUUGUCCAAGCAACUAAUGCUGUUAGCAAAUGGAAGUGAACUUCACAUCAAUAGUGUUCGUUAUGAAGACACAGGUGCCUAUACUUGCAUUGCUAAAAAUGAAGUGGGAGUAGAUGAGGAUAUUUCUUCUCUCUUCAUUGAAGAUUCAGCUAGAAAGACCCUUGCAAACAUACUGUGGCGAGAGGAAGGGCUCAGUGUAGGAAAUAUGUUCUAUGUCUUUUCUGAUGAUGGGGUCACAAUAAUUCAGCCAACUGACUGUGAGAUCCAGAGACACAUCAAACCGAAUGAGAAAGUUUUCACAACUUAUGCAGAAAUCUGUCCUAGAGUUGAAGGUGAAGCUGUUCAGUCCUGCCUCUGGGCUUCCGCUGUCAAUGUGAGAGACAAAUAUAUUUAUGUAACACAGCCUAAGUGGAAUAGAAUAAUGAUCCUUGAUAUCCAGACUCAAAAAGUCAUUCAGUCUUUGGAUAUUGAUCCCCUACCAGUAAAAUUGCAUUAUGAUAAAUCACAUGACCAACUCUGGGUUCUUAGCUGGGGGGAUAUGAAGAAGUCACAUCCAGCGCUACAGGUAAUGCCAGAAGCAAGUACAGGAGAGAAUCAACAUAUCAUUCGUACCCAUCUGGAUGGAAUGGAUGAUUUUUUUAUUCCACCCACAAAUCUCAUUAUCAAUCAUAUCAGAUUUGGCUUCAUCUUUAACAAGUCUAAAGCUGCGGUUCAUAAAAUUGAUCUGGAAACUGUGGCUCACAUCAAGACGAUCAGUUUCAAAAACUACAGUUGCUUGCCGCAAGCCAUGGCCUAUACCCACCUGGGCGGCUACUUCUUUGUCCAGUGCAAAAGGAAUACAUCAAUACCAAUAACUCGGCAGCUUAUAAUUGACAGUGUUACAGAUUCCGUUAUUGGCCUCAAUAGUGACACGUCAGGUACUCCCCACAUCUCCCCAGAUGGACGCUAUUUGGUCAGCGCAGAUGAACACAACGGAAGGAUCAGAGUCCAGGCAAUAACAGUCCAAGGGGAAAUCAAGUUGAUUUAUGACUUACAAACCUCCAUGCACAUAUCUGAUCUGACAUUUCAGUCCUCUUUCACUGAAGGCAAUCAGUAUUAUAUAUAUGCUACUUCACAUUUGCAAACAGAUGUGCUUUUUGUAGAAUUGUCAACAGGGAAAAUGGACAUACUGAAGAAUUUAAAGGACCCUAUCAAAUCCAAAGACUGGCCCUGGAGCAGCUACAACAGAAUUAUCCAAAACAGUGGAUUAUUUGGGCAAUACCUUAUAACACCAGCAAAGGAUUCACUAUUUAUUAUUAAUGGAAGACAAAACACAUUACGAUGUGAGGUUUCGGGUAUUAAGAGGGGCAACACAGUGGUUUGGGUUGGAGAUGUAUGAAAGGGCAGAAAGACAGAACUUUCAGAAAAUGAAGUACAAUUGGACCUUUAACUGCAAAAAAAAAAAUAUGCAGUAGCAUUGUAUAUUUUUACACUGAGGGGAAAAUUGUAUAAGCUUCAUGGUACAACAUUGGCCUCCUUGCAAGAUUUAAGGUAUGCUCUGCUAAUAGGAAUUGGUUAUGCUGGAAAUGGCUUGAGUUUGGAAGUUAUAGUGGGAAAAGAAACCAUUUCUCCAACUGAGAUUGAAUAAGCCACAUUCCUUGGUGAUGCAAUAGAAUACCACUUUUGAGUUAAAUUCUGAUGAGUCCUUAAGUACUUUCUAUCAGUAUUAUUGCUGUUGGUACAAAAUAACAUUUCCUGUAGUGUGUGCUGCGUGGCACAGAAUCAGAUCUGUAGGUAGCUUUGCCAUUUUGGAUGGGUAAACUUGAGGACUUAAUAUAUUUAUGUACUUCAUUGACAAUAGUUUGGUCAAAAGCUUUUUUUAUACUUUUAUUUUUUUUAAUGAAGGAAUUUAUGCAAUUGUCCAGUGCAACAAAUAUCCAGUCAGAAAAGUUUCAAAAAGAUACAAUUUAUGGCCAUCUAAAAAAUAUGCAGCCCCAGAAGCAAAUGGAAAGAUUUGAAUAUCUAUUAUGUCUACAUACAUUAUUUCUAAAUAUACAAGAGGCAGCAAUGCCUUUCAGUGCUACUGGCCUCACUGGAAGAUGUUGCCCUUAAAAUCAAAGGGGGGGAAAGGUAAAAGAUUAAAACUUGAAUUGUUAGGGUGGGGGGGCAGGGGGAGCUGAGAGGGUAAAUUGUUACAGAAAACAAUCUUCAAAAUGCAAAGUUCUACAAUAGAGAUCUGCAUAGAUCAUUUACCAUUCUUUGUGGCGAAAUGCAAGAGCAAUUCAGGGCAGCUAAGAUGCCUUUUUGAAACCAAAUGUGACAGAAUUCUGUACUGUCAGCUCUCUUUCUCUGGCCUUGCCCACCCCCUUAAUUGGCACUUAAGUUGACUGGGUGGAGAACCACCCCUUUAAUCCUAAAAAUAACAUUAUUCCAUUUUGUAUGAGAUGUUUUUUAAAAAAUAAAAGAGGUAAGAUAGAUUUGAAAAUUAGAUGAUUUUUGCAUCUUUGCCCAUGUAUUUUCUAUGUGACCAGGAAAGAAAGUUUCUAUUUGUUCAGCAGCAGCAGCAGCAGCAGCCAUACAAAGUGUGUAAAAUGAGCUACUAUUUUAGCAGACAGGAAAAUAAGCAGUGCUGUUCCCAGUGUAGAGAGAAACGUUUCCAGAAAUCAUUUAUUCCUCUUCAUUAAAAAUUUACUAUUUCUCGAAGUAAUUGGGUUCUUCAUAAAAAACAAUGGCUGUGUCUUGAAAUGAACCUUUUUCCGCAACAUAUUUUCAUGCAGAAAACUCUUAGCUUUUAUAUAAAUCAGGCUCUUAAUUUUCAUCUGUCAUCAUAGAUUCUGAAAAGGGUUUUUUUGCUGCUGCUGCUGCUCAUACAUGCAUCUUAUUCAUAGUGCUUUCAUUUAUAGUCAAUUCUCAUUCAUUUAUGAAAAGCAGAGUAAUCUAAAACCAAUUAAAAUAUACCCAACAAUGCAACAGCAGACACUGAGAAUUGUAAGCUGAUUUGCCAUAAAACUAACAUCUAUUUGCACAUUUGGAAAGAUGCAAAAUGUGUCUUCUAAGGUUGGACACUGCUACUAAUCACAGUUGGAAAACAAACAGAGUAAAAACAGUUUUAAAACAAAUUAAUAAUGCACAGCAUCAAUCCCAGUAUAGCCUAGGCCAUUGAAGGUUGCAUUUUUACAAUCUAAAAUCAUUUUUAAAAUGCACAUUCAAGUUGGUAGCAAUAGUACUUGAUUCACUAAAAUGAAACCUGAUCUAUUGUUUUGGCAUGAGCUUGUUGCCUGUUAUUAAUACAAAGAUAUCUAUUGAAUACAUAUGGUAAUUUAGGGUAACAGUUUUCUAACCAUUUUAAUAUGGAUAUUUAAGGGUAAACCAUAUUUUUGAACUGGAAGGAUGCAGAGAUCUAUUUCGGUUUACAGUUUGAGCCUACUGCUGUAUUAUCUCAAGACAGAAUGUAUCUACACUACAUCCAACAUUCAUGGAUUCCCAAGGCACUUAUGUAAGAGAAUGCUAGGGGCUGCUAACUUAGUCUUUUCAAUUACCUCACAAACCUUCGAUUCCCAAUGUUCCUUUAGUGAAGGCACUACAGUUUAAAGCCAAAUAAGGUCUGUCGUGUAGAUAUCGUGAGUUGAGAUACUAUGGUUGUUUUGAAAAUGUAGAAAAGCUGCAUCUUACAAAUCAAUUAAGCACAGAAUUCUUGAGGUUACGUAGAAAAACGAAACUUUAUAGUAGAGAAAGUAAAGUGUUCCAGCACCUCUAGAGAGCUCUUAGCAAGAGAUGGUGGGGUUGUCUCCUCUUCCUCCUCCCAGAUUGAUCAGUGCUAAAAUAUAUAUAGUGUUUGCAGUGCUCAAAUUAUUGGGUGGCGGGGAGGGGAUCCAUAAUGAAAUCCUCAGGAAUUACCCACUGUUUUCCUUCAAAUAUAUCCAAAUGAUGCCCCCUAGACUUCUAAAACCAGUAGCGAAGGCAGACAUCACAAAAGAUUAAGGAGCUAGGCCUCCUCUCCCCUCCCUGUAAUUCGAGCACUAAAAUUUUGCUAAAGCCUACAUCAGUUUUCCUGUGAGCCAUAGGAGGUUAGAAAUGAGCUAUGUAAUAAUGGAUAUGGCCUCCAUGUAGGCAUAAGCGGUGGUCAGUAAUGGUGAAGCAAAGCUAUAUCCAUACAUUGCACUGGAGCUCUUUUACUGGAUCUGGCCACUGUUUUUAUGUCUCUUUUUAUGAUUUCUUGAAUAUUUUACUCUGAAUAUGGUAAGUUGCCCAUAAAUGAAGACUUUUGUGACAUAUAGCAAAAUGUUACUUUUAUAAAAUUAUUUAAACAAUCCUUGUAAAUAUCUGUUCAGGUAAAUAUUCUUGAAAUUAGGAUGUGAAGGAUGUGUAAUAGACUUCACUGCUUUCUGCUUAUCUUAACACAUUGGACUAGAGUUAAUUCCAACUUUAAUCUUCCAGAGAUGGUCCUAUGACUUUCCUCUUCUGCCCCCAAGGUCUGUUGAUGUGCUUUCUAAAUAUCCUAAUGGCUUGGUCCGACUUAGAAAUAUGUUUAAUUUAGAUGCUUCACACAACUCGUGAACAGUUCCAAUGAUGUUUUGAUCCCAAAUAAAAAGUGCUGCACAUUUGAUUUUCCCCCCACCCUUUAACACUAAGAUCACAAUUUAUCUGUACCACAAAAGGUGUAAAUCAUGUUCGUCUCCUUUCAACUUUUGUUUCUCAAGCAAAUUAAAUCUCAUUGGUUGCA